UUCAAUUUUUGUCUUAACCUCAAAUUCUUAUACGGCCUUUAGCAUCGGGAAAGUUAAUUUGGUGAGCAAAGCUCUGGCCUUGAAUGUUAUCCAGCAUCCCUCGACUGUAUUGAUGUGUGUGGUUUCUCACAGUGUGGGGUGAAUGGGCAAGCUCUACCUUUCGAAUCACAAUCACAAAGCUUCAACGGACUCGGGGUUGACACCUGCGUCCAGCGUCCAUUCAACUCCAGGUAGUGGCCGGUCUCUUGAUGGAAUAUUUUUUCCAAGUCUUUUGUUUCCACUACCCCAGGAAUACUAAAACAAACACCUCCGACGAGUUAUUUUUGGCUCAUUGCCACAGUCUUUGGGUGUGCGUUUAAAGUAACAACAUGGGCGAUAUGACUGAUGUGUUGUAUAAAAGCGCUCUGUGACCAGCAUGACAUAAGAUAUAGGUGAGGGGUGACGGUUGGUAUCAUGCUUAUAAACCCUCACGCCGCAUUUGCUCGAUUUGUCGCCACGGCUCGGCAUCUGUAGGCUUUGAUGUAUUUAGAUGUAUUAAUUUAUUCCCCAUGUUCCUGCCAGUCCUACAUAAUGGGGUCCUGUUCUCGUUUAAUGGGCCUUACAAAAUUCAUAAGGUAAUUACUGUGAGUGAUUGGAUUAGGUUAAAGCACAAAUGUGACUUUGUACUUGCGAAAGCUAGUUUAUGGGGAAAGUGUCUGGCUUUUUUGGGUCAAAUUAUAUGGGAAAUGAUUUACAUAAAAUAAUCAAGCGUCGACUGUUAAAACAGUUUGAUUUAUUCUAAUGGAGACACUUCUCUUGUGUGAAUUCAGAUUGAAACAGUGAGCUUUUUGGGGGUAAAUCUGGCACUGAAAGGAAGGAUUUAUCCUGUGUGUCUGAGAGAUUUGAUUCUGGUGGUACAAAGACUGUAGCCUUUGAUCCAAUUACGAUGUAUGUAUAUCCCGGGUCACUUCCUGUCCCACAGUCGUAGCCUAAGGAGUGGGGCCGCAAUCACGACUCUGUCCAAUUAUUGAGUUGGUGCCCUAAAGCCAAUCUUUCUUUCCGUAUCCGUGACCGUGUGUGUGUAUGUCUGUGUGCUUGUGUAACCGUUCGGCCUGGGCUAAUGUUUCAGAGCUGUUUGAGAAGGGUCACCAGCUGUGUUUCAAACAUCUGUUCCUCAUAGAAGCAGCCAUGGAUCCCAUUUCCUCGAUCCCUGUCAUGUUUAGAGAGAGAGAUUAAGCUUUGUGCCGUCUACUGAGGGUCUCCUCCUCUCUUUGACUCAUCUUCACCGCCUGCUUAGCUGCAAAUCAAACGAAACUGUCUGAGCCAUUGGUUGACGUUGAUGGACAGGGGUUUGAGAGGUGCAGUGUUUUUCAUUUGACAUGCUUUUGUGGAAACGGGGGUUUGCUCAUUUAUUCCGAUUUUUAAUUGGAAUUUAUAUACGAGUAUCCAAAAAAAAAAUAGUAAUUGGAAAAAGACUCAAUUUGUAUAUAAAACCUGUUAAACUAUACACAUCUUUGGAUCCAAAAUAUGAAUUAGCUUAAAACCUGCCAGAACAAUCGCAUUCCCGAUAUGUAAAUUCUUGAUUCUUUUCACAGAUGCAUUUUCAAACAAAUCGGAUGUCUGUUUUGAGUUCUCCACGCGUCUGACUAAUGAGCUAGUUGAGAAAUGUGACUUCAGCCUCUUAUAGAAGCAGCUGUGGAGUCUAUUACCAGAAAUAAUGUUUAAACACAUGUUUCAGAAAAACCUGUAGAUCAUUCUUUGUUUGAGUCAAUGUAUAUUUUCUCACGUCUUAGUGAAAUGUCAGUCUUUCCUAUUAGAUUACAGCAUCUAGAAGAUUUUAGUAGGGCAAUUUGUGCAUUUGUAAAAAAGAAAUUAGAAAUAGUCAAUCAAGUGCAUUUGAAAGUAAACAAUGUUUUUGUUUGAACAACAGAGGGCAGUCACUCCACCUGAGUGCCUUUAAAUCAGAUGCGCCUUUUAGAAAUCUUAAUUAUAAAAUUAAAAAAUCUGAAAUGCAUGUCAUUAAUGGUAAUGCAAUUUAUAUUGCCUCAUGCAUUUUGUCUUUGUAUGGCCACUGGUAUUUUCCUGUUCUUUUAGAAAUUAUAGCUACUAAAGUAUUAACAUUUAUUAGACAUUACGCCAUGGUAUCCUUACCAUGUUCAUCUGUAUAAGAAUAUGGCAGUCAUACAGCACCUAAUCUCAUCACUGUACCACCAUAGUUCUUUUUAAUAAACUGAUAUAUGAAAUAUAGGAUAUGAAAUUGAUUUUAAUACAAAAAUGAAAGUGCUUACUUAUAAAUCUCAUCAUAUUUUGUAGGCUUGGGUGUAUUUAUUUCUUCUGUAGUAACUGGCUAGUGCUACUGUACAAAAUGUGGUUCUGUUUUUGUUGAAUAUGAUAAGAUGGGAUAGUUAAUACUUUCUUUUAUUUUGCAUGUAAUCUGAAUAGUAUAAACCAUCUAAUGCGAAUCUUGAUCCUGCAUGAAAAGACAACUCCAUAAUUCAGAGGAGGAGGGGGUAGAGUGAACGGGGCGGGCAUUGGGACCCCGUGGCCUCCUCAGCAUCGAGGUUUCCUCUGUGUGCGCGAGUGUGAUUGAGCUCUUCCCUGCUGGACACAUUCAGAUCCCAGUAUCAGCCGGACGGUACACAUCAACGCCCUCUCUAUCCCUCUGUCUGUGGAUUUGGACUUUUUAUACUGAGCUUCAGCAGGGACAACAAACUUUUCACAUUUAUAUUACAAACAGUCCUGAUAAUUUUUUUCUCUGAUUUUUUUGGAUUCUUUAUUUUUGUUUUGAUGAUCACUUUUAAUACAUGGAGAUUAUCUGACCAUAUCGUAAGUGUUUCUCAAAUGUACUUAGUUCUUAAGAAGAAUCUCCAUCAGAUUAUCAUCGGUGGAUAUAUAAAUGAAUGAGCUGUCAGAGAUGCUGGUGUCCAGGGAUUAUUGCGCGCUCAUGAUGCGGGAUCGGAAGGAAUGCGACGCGCGCUCCGGUGAAGUGGAGCGGGUUCGAACCCGAGAGCGCGUGGACGCGACUGUUGCGGGUCUGACCGAGCUGGAGUAUCUGAGGCAGAGACAGGAGCUGCUGGUCAGGGGUGUGUUGAACUGUCAGGAGGACAAACCUUGCCUUACAGUGGAGGACAGCUAUCUGAACACUGAAGAGAAACUUCUGGAGGAGAAUAUUUUAUUACUCAGAAAACAAUUGAACUGCCUUAGGAGACGAGAUGCAGGUUUGAUCAACCAGCUCCAGGAAUUAGACCGGCAGAUCAGUGACCUGCGGUUGGACACAGAGACUUCGCAUGAACACGUGGAAACGGACAGCCGGCCAAGCUCGGGCUUUUACGACCUAAGCGACGGUGCUUCCGGAUCCCUCUCCAAUUCCUCCAACUCCGUCUUCAGCGAGUGUUUGUCCAGUUGUCGUUCCACCACCUGCCUGUGCACCCCCCUCGACACCUCGCUCUGUGCCUCUGAGGGAAGGCUUAAGCCUGCAGAUGAGCUGGGCAGUUGUGCCGAGUGUGAUUGCCAAUGCGAAGACUCAAGUUCUGGAACAGUCCGCAGGUCUCUUUCUGCAUCUUACUCCCCUUCCCCGGAUGGCUCCUGCGAUGGCCUUUCCAAAUUCCACUCUGAUCUCAUUGCCAAAAACGGUAAUGAUGUUUACCGGUACCCCAGCCCUCUCCAUGCGGUGGCUGUCCAGAGUCCCAUCUACUUCCAGUCCAUGACUAGUCACCUAAAGGACGAUUGUAGCUUCUCCAAGCUUGGUGAACCAUCGAGUGAUGAACCGAAACCUGAGCAGGUCAUAGGCACCCAGAAUUCAUCUUGGCAUGCCUCUCAGGUGCUCCCAAACAAAAAACUGGAUAGUUAUAUCUUUGGGCUACUUCAGAGGAGGGCACAACCAUUGAGGACCUGCAAACCCAGAACAAGCAUCAACACUGACCCCUCCAAGAGCAUUUUGAGGCAGGCUAGUCUUUGCUCACGGGCCCCUGCUUCUGCCCAGGCCCAACAUAGGACCUCUGACCUCAAGCCUAACUGGCAGACAUGUUUACAAGAUGCAUCAGCAACUAGCACUGAGCCAAGCACAGCUUCGCCCCAAAGACAGUGGUCUUCUGAGUCUCCAAGUCAGCCACAGAACGGUUACUCAAUCACCAAUGAUAAUAACACUAGUUGCCUCUUGAAGAAAAACGUUUUUGGAGCCAGUAAAGGGCAGCCUUUAAGUGUUGCAUCGAAGGACUGCCAGGAUUUAGACAGCCCUAAUGCAGUUUCCUCUCCCAAACUCAACAAGCAUUCUUAUUACACUGUGGAGGACAAUAAAUCAGGACAAGCAAUGAAAGCAAGUCCUCUUAAGAGGAGUCCUAAAGCUCAGGCUCCAGGAAGUUGUGGUGAAGACGCCGAGCAGCUGGCUCCAGAGUUGCUCAGUCUCGGUUCUUCUUCGCAAAGCCAAGACGAGGGAGGUCAAAUGGUCAGUGCCCAGUACAUCGCUGCUCAAAAACAGAAUGUAAAUCUAUGUAAGGGUGGCACCAAGAACAUCAAGAUUGUCAAAGUGAAAAAUUCCACCAGUGCAAAAAGUAGACCUCAUGUGUCCAAGCAUGUUUCCGAGAGUGGUCGUGACAAGCAUCGGACGGGAUCUAGGAGGUCUCGACAAGUGGACGACGUCCACCACUUGCAUAAAUCCUACAAGAAGUCCUCCUCAAAAGCCAAGAGAAUCCCUGCCCCCAUCCCUGAAGAACGAAUCCUGGAGAAGCACACCAGUUCCACUGGGGGUCGAUCUUCUUCCCAGAGACACCAUGGACAUCACCGACAUCACGAGGCCGUGUUGGCCAAACCCAAGUACAAGCGCAACGACUACCAUCGGCGACCCAGGGGUCUCCAUGAGAUCCCGUACGAGGAGGCUUACAGGAGGGCUCACUACAGGCAGAAACGAGAAAUGUUGGGCCACAUGUCUGCCAUGCACCUGCCGUCCAACGCACACUACCCCAGCCCCUACGCUUACGUUGGCAGUGACUCUGAAUAUUCAGCGGAGUGCGCCUCUCUCUUCCAUUCCACCAUUCUGGACACAAGCGAGGAUGAGCGCAGUAACUAUACCACCAACUGUUUUGGGGACAGCGAGUCGAGCGCUAGCGAGGCGGACUAUGUAGCUGAGAGCAGCACUAGCAGUGACUCCGAGGGCAGUGCAGGGGUCAAUUGGCCCCAGUUCAAGCAGGCAGGUGCAGGAUCCCACGGAAUGACGUCAGCACAGGCUAAGGCGUUUGUCAAAAUCAAGGCUUCCCACAAUUUGAAGAAGAAGAUCUUACGUUUCCGAUCAGGCUCGUUAAAACUCAUGACCACAGUGUGAGAGACUUGAGGGACCCAGAGAUCAGUUAGGAUGCAGCCAAUCAAAUUGGCUUCACUCCCUUAUCAAACAAUCAAGUGCCUAGACAGAAAUCAUCUGCACGGCCUAAAACUGCCUGUCUCGAACGAGGGAACUCGACUUCUGUCCAGCACAACGCCUUCCCCUGCACUUUUCACGCCUUUGAUGUCAUUGUCUGUAGCCUUUUUGUUUUGUAUUUAUUAUAAGUUCAGCUUUUGCUGUGACGCAUCUACAUAGCAAGUACUAUGUAAAUGCUCUGUUCAUACAUGGUUUACUUUACUAAAGAUAUUUAUAACUUAAUAUAUUUGGUUAGCCAUACAUGGAAAAGAACAGGAAGUAUGACUGAACUGAAGCAGUGGAUUACAGACGGUCUGUCUGAGAAAUGUUCACCAAGCCUAGUUCACCUGCUGAUCAUUAAGGGCUUUUGUUAAAUGCACAUUAAAUAUGCAUGAGCAACAGCUUUACCAUUUUCCUUAUUAGCUGUAAAUUCCCCUUUUGUAAAAUAAAUGUUAAUGUAUGUCGAUUUCUUGAGUCUUUCUUUAUUAAAUCCCAUGGUUAAAAUCA
This is a messenger RNA of Pimephales promelas (fathead minnow), 5875 nucleotides long. It is a transcript of the gene dact1, whose product is annotated as dishevelled binding antagonist of beta catenin 1. The record is from RefSeq and is a predicted model, not a curated record. Gene Ontology annotation, biological process: negative regulation of canonical Wnt signaling pathway; negative regulation of JNK cascade; regulation of Wnt signaling pathway, planar cell polarity pathway. Lineage: Eukaryota; Metazoa; Chordata; Actinopteri; Cypriniformes; Leuciscidae. Gene Ontology annotation, cellular component: cytoplasm.